AUGUACGGUAGAAGAAAAAGAGGAUUUUCUUCGCCCGCUCACCAAAGGUCUCUGAGGUGUGACUGCUCGGGAAAGGGAGCUUUAUCUGAGCCUUCUUCCGUGUUCGAUUUUACCGAGAGUCCUGUGGAAUUCCAGAAAAGUCUCAGAUCUCCGCGCAAACGCUUGCUCCAGAACGCGUCGAUUCCGAGAUUGCGCAACUUCGAGACGGCGGACUAUUUCAAGGAGGCUCCAGAGGAGCAGCGACCGCGAUGGACGCACGAAAAACAGCCAGAACGCAGACAAUUGCUGCCUCCCACGCCCAAGAAACAGAAAUCUGGAAGCACUCAGCUGGAGCUCGGGGAGCUGUCCAAGGAAAAAAACGCGUCGCCAAAAAAGACCACAGUCCCCGACAAUCUGUCUGAUCUGUUUGAAGGGCUCCCGCAAAGUCCACGAAAAUCCACUCUAGAUAUCAGGACAGUAAAUAUUAUAUCUUCGGAAGAGCCAGAGCCCCAGAUCCCAAAAGUCGCACUAGAGCCUCCUUCCAUUCCAACGGUUAAUAAUGACGGCCAGUCUGUCUUAUCGCCCCCAAAACCACAUAAAUCUCCUAGAAACUACGCCCGUCAGCACGAACCUACAGCCCAGCCUUGA
Ogataea angusta is the source of this 627-nucleotide messenger RNA. RefSeq lists its product as uncharacterized. NCBI's taxonomy places the organism in Eukaryota, Fungi, Ascomycota, Pichiomycetes, Pichiales, Pichiaceae. Bases 1 to 627 code for a protein of 208 amino acids. The record is from RefSeq and is a predicted model, not a curated record. The transcript has 2 exons.